GUCACGAUUUUUUUGUUGGGAAAUAACCACUGGCGUUUAUCUACAUCUGUAUAAUCCGUCUAUAUGAUGACAGGGGUUGUAAAUCAAUUCCUUUUCUGGUAAAGGUUAGUCAGAGACGUCCUUGGUAUGCCAAUCAAAGCUUCACGUUUGUCUCGCAUAGUCCGACCCAAUAUCAAACAAGCCCCCAAUGAACAGGUUGGAGUCAUCAUGAAGGCGCUUCAGAACACCUUAACUCCGGAUCUAUGCAUCCGAAUGACAUGGAGGGAAUGAUUCUGCAUCAGCACCUGCAUCGACUACUGCAAAUGUUUGCUGUUGGCUGCAGAGAAAUUGCGCGUCGUUCCUAAGGCAAGGUGUGGUGAUGUUGUUAGUUGUCAAGAGGCGGAAUCAAAAGACUAGGAAACAACGACGUUGUUGUGCGAGGAUCCUCGGGGACUCUACGGGCCGAAUCCCGAUUCUGUUGACCUCUAACUUCCAACCUGGAGGAAGACUAGAUGUCUGACAUUAGUAUAUAAAGGAGAAAGUCUUCCUUAUGCCAUCGUUAGGUAGAAUAUCCAUCUCUAACUGAGCCCAUAUCAACGAACUCUUCAUCAUGACCCGCCCCGACGUAAAAGCUGAUGCUCAACGUGUCUUCGAAGUGUUGAAGGCAGGAGGUAUAGCAAUAUGUCCAGCAGACGUUGGAUAUGCUGUUAUGGCCACCAGCGCUAAGUCACUGGAGAAGAUUUUCCUCACAAAGCAACGAGGGGCACACAAGCGACAUGCCGGAAUCGGGUCGUAUGCCAUCCAUAAGGAGGUCCAUGUUGUGUCUCCUAUGCAACGGGAAAUCAUCGACCACCUGAGCCAGGACCUCGAUAUCGCCGUUGGUGUUAUUGCGCGAUAUAACCACGAUCAUCCCAUGGUUAAGAACAUCGACCCUGUUACGCUAGAGGCGGUUGACGUGAACGGAAGUCUUUCACUUCUUGUUAACGCAGGCGCAUUCCAAGAUGCGCUCACGAGCUUGACCUUCGCGGAGAACUUACCAUUGCUGGGUAGCUCUGCGAAUUUGACAGGAACAGGAACAAAGUAUCGCGUUGAAGAUAUCAACAAGGAGUUGCUCGACAUCGCAGACAUUGUCAUCGACUACGGGCUCCUGAAGUGGUGGGUUCACGGAAGAAGCUCUACGCUGCUAGAUUUCAGCGGUCCAUCUGUCGAGACUAUCAGGAUUGGCGCCUGCUACGAUGUGAUCAAGGAUGUGUUGAAGCGGAGGUGGAAUAUCGACUUACCAGCAGAUCCGGGCAUGGAAUCCUUGAAGUUUGGACACUUGAGGAAUUUGGCCCCUGUCCCAUCAUUGCAGAACUUGAUCACGCCAGUCGCAGUGCAAAGCUCAUAGGCUACCUACCAACCUAGGUAGCAUGCAAUAACAAAAUAAAAUUAUAGGUGAUUGGUUCAUGGAUAAUUUGGUUUUAUGGUCCUUGGCCCCGCGAUUAUGUUGUAACAGCAAAGAAGCUGGAAUCGUUCCUAUGUGUUAC
Molecule: messenger RNA, 1505 nt
Organism: Annulohypoxylon maeteangense
Lineage: Eukaryota; Fungi; Ascomycota; Sordariomycetes; Xylariales; Hypoxylaceae
Exons: 2
Coding region: 590-1366 (258 amino acids)
Molecular function (GO): double-stranded RNA binding
Source: RefSeq, a predicted model, not a curated record